Molecule: messenger RNA, 2284 nt
Organism: Chinchilla lanigera (long-tailed chinchilla)
Lineage: Eukaryota; Metazoa; Chordata; Mammalia; Rodentia; Chinchillidae
Gene: Klf15
Product: Kruppel-like factor 15
Biological process (GO): regulation of transcription by RNA polymerase II
Molecular function (GO): RNA polymerase II cis-regulatory region sequence-specific DNA binding; DNA-binding transcription factor activity, RNA polymerase II-specific
Source: RefSeq, a predicted model, not a curated record
CCACCACCGGCGCGGCCAGGCCAGCAUGGUGGACCACUUGCUUCCAGUGGACGAGACCUUCUCGUCACCGAAGUGCUCUGUUGGUUUUCUGGGGGACAGGCUGGCCGGCCGGCAGGUGUACCACAUGCUGCCGUCACCCCUCUCUGAGGACGACAGCGACGCCUCCAGCCCCUGCUCCUGUUCCAGCCCAGACUCCCAAGCCCUCUGCUCCUGCUACAGCGGAGGCCUACGCGCCAAAGGCCAGGAUAGCAUCUUGGAUUUCCUGCUGUCCCAGGCCACGCUGGGCAGUGGUGGUGGCGGCAGUGGGGGCACUGGGGCCGGCAGUGGCCCCAUGACCUGGGGGACCUGGUGGAGGGCCCCAGUGCCUGUGAAGGGGGAGCAUUGCUGCUUUCCCGAAUUUCCUGUGGGUGACACUGACGACGUCCCCAGGCCCUUUCAGCCGACCCUGGAGGAGAUUGAAGAGUUCCUGGAGGAGAACAUGGAGCUGGAGGUCAAGGAGGCUCCAGAGAGCAACGGGAAGGACCUGGAGGCCUGCGGCCCGCUCUCCUCCGCGACACACCGGAACCACCUCCAUCCUGGUCCUGAAGGGAGAGAGUGCUGUACCCCUCCACCAGGUGGCACCAGUGCGGGCGGCACCCAGGGCCCAGGAGAGGGGCCUGCGGCCGAAGGGCCCAUCCCCGUGCUGCUGCAGAUCCAGCCUGUGCCCGUGAAGCAGGAAUCGGGCACAGGGCCCGCCUCCCCUGGGCAGGCCCCGGAGAACGUCAAGGUUGCCCAGCUCCUGGUCAAUAUCCAGGGGCAGACCUUUGCGCUCGUGCCCCAGGUGGUGCCCUCCUCCAACUUGAACCUGCCCUCGAAGUUCGUGCGCAUCGCCCCCGUGCCCAUCGCUGCCAAGCCCAUUGGGUCAGGACCCCUGGGGUCUGGCCCUGGUGGCCUCCUUGUGGGCCAGAAGUUCCCUAAGAACCCAGCAGCAGAACUCAUCAAAAUGCACAAAUGUACUUUUCCUGGCUGCAGCAAGAUGUACACCAAAAGCAGCCACCUCAAGGCCCAUCUGCGCCGGCACACGGGUGAGAAGCCCUUCGCCUGCACUUGGCCGGGCUGCGGCUGGAGGUUCUCGCGCUCUGACGAGCUGUCGCGGCACCGGCGCUCGCACUCCGGCGUGAAGCCAUACCAGUGUCCCGUGUGCGAGAAGAAGUUCGCGCGGAGCGACCACCUCUCCAAGCACAUCAAGGUGCACCGCUUCCCGCGGAGCAGCCGGUCUGUGCGCGCUGUGAACUGAGCGCGCCUGCCGGUCCCGACCGCACCUUCCACCCCCACACCCAUUUUUUUAAAACAGUAAUUUAUUCGCCUCCUUCAGAGGGAUGUGACAAUGUUACCAGCCCACCUUCUGAAACCUAGGAGUUGAGACCCCAGAGCCAUCACCCGCUGCCUUUGCUGGGAGAACUCGGAGCCAUGCACCUGUGUCCCUGGGGGCCGGGUCACCAGCACCUGGGGCUGGAGGCAGGCCUUGGUGCCUUUGUGCCUUUGUGCCUUCCCACAGCAGCCUGGCCUGUGCCACAGCCGCCAGCUGGAAGCAGGGUCCUGGGGGCCUGGCCCUUCUCCCACUGGGCGCCUUGUCUGGGCCAAAGCCAACGCUGCAUGUCUGGGGAAGAAGAAAUGUGCGGUUUUGAAAUUUCAGUUCCCGGGGGAGCCAAGCUGGGAAGAAGGAAGUGGGCCGAAAGUCCGGGACUGCGCGGUGGUGUGAAGGCAGCUGGUCUUUCAGAUGCACCUUGCAGGGUGAGUGGAGGGUAUGUCAGGCUCUUGUGGCCCCUGGCCACUGGCGCGGAGGCAGGGCUGACGGUGCAUUGCUUGAGUUCAAUGUGCAAGACAGACAGAACCCUAAGCAUCUGUCCCCGGCUUGGCUCAUCCCGAUCUCCUGUUUGCCAGACAAAUGCUGACUCCGGCCUGCAGGGUCGCCUUCCAGAGGAGAGGGGAGCAGACUGCUCUAGGUGUGAAAGAACUAGGUAGAGCCUCCCAGCCCUGAUUUAGAAAUGCAUUCCUCGUUUUGUCUAGAAAUUAAUAUCAAACUAGCUUGUUUUGACAGGUUUAUUUCACAUCCUAUGAAUGUAUGUAAAUAAACUGUACAUAGGUGCAUCUACAUAAGAUCUUUUAAUAACAUCGAUAUUUGUGUAAAUUUGAAAUUAAAAAAUCUAUAAAGCUGGUGUACAUAUGUUACAAUUAUGUAUAUUUUCUUUGGUCCUUCAUAAAAAUAUAUUUACUUUGCCAAUAAAAAGAAAAAAGUCAGCUG